This is a messenger RNA of Pseudo-nitzschia multistriata, 1988 nucleotides long. NCBI's taxonomy places the organism in Eukaryota, Bacillariophyta, Bacillariophyceae, Bacillariales, Bacillariaceae. The record is from the annotation of a GenBank genome assembly.
GUCAUCUGUUUUCAUUCAGUUUCAAAAUAAUAUCUUGCUCGCCAGUUCUCAUAUUUUCAAAUAAAAAGCGUUCGACAACAAUGAAGAUCACCGCUCUCGCACUACUAACUAUUUUCGCCACUUCCUCCUCGGCAUUCGGUUUGAAUGGAGGACCCAAGACACUGGCCAAGACGGCCACCCGAUCCGUCAGUGCCUUCCAGAAGCCCGCGAUGGUCCAACCCGUCGACGUCCAGGGAAACCGCCUCUCCAACGUCGUAAGUUUCUCCAUGAUAUGUAUUUCGAUGUUAGUGUUGGAUUUGUCUUGUCGGCUUCCGUGGUCAACCCGCUUGUCGUGUAAAGACAGAAUGCAGUGCAAAAGCUGCAAGGUAGAUUUCAUCUUCAACGAGGAUGAUCUCAUACGUCAUGAGAGAAAAUCUUCCCCAGGAUGUGACUAUCGGAUCGCCCUUAUACUAGGUGCCCCGCAAAAACCUCGAUCGCAGUGCAUGAUUUUGGAUGUAACCCAAAUUUGAAGAUUCCUUCCGAUUCAAGAUUCUAUGCCUUCGUUUUGUCUAGAGAUAGGUCACCACGGAAUCGGGACUUUAUCAGUCCUUUUGUGUUCGCGUCUCGCGUGCUACGUAAUCCAUGUCACGCGGUUGAGAAUAUCUUCUCCUGCUCAUCGCCAUGCCAAUCGAUUUUACCAUUGAUUCCCUCUCACCUUUCUGUUGUUUGCGUUGCUGUUGAUGAAUCUGGGUGGAUAAUCAAUUGGUCGAUGGAAAAACCUUUUAUCUAUGCUUCCAAAAACAAUCCGAUGUUAGGCCUUGAAGGAUGUCUCCGACGCUAUCGCAGUUCGAGGAGGAGCCUCCGAUGCCGCUCCUGCCAAGUCUGGUCCUGAUUUUGGUCUCAUUGCUUACUUCGCCCUGUGGUACCUCGGUAACUACUACUACAACAUCACCAAUAAGCUUGCAUUGAACGCUGCUGGAGGAAAGACUGGAUUUCCCAUGUCAAUUUCGUCUCUUCAGCUCGGAGUAGGUGCUCUUUACGGAAUCUUCCUCUGGCUCGCCCCAGAUGCCCGUACCAAGCCUACCGUGAACAUGCAGGAUUUGAUUAAGAUGAUCCCCGUCUCCUUCUGCUUCAUGGGAGCCCACUCUGCCUCCGUAUUUGCCAUGGGAAUGGGAGCCGUCUCCUUUGCCCAAAUCGUCAAGGCGUCCGAACCCGCAUUUUCCGCCGUCCUUUCCCAAUAUGUUUACGGAAAGCCCAUUUCCAAGGCCAAGUGGUUGUGUCUCCCUAUUGUUAUUGGAGGAGUUAUCUUGGCUUCCGUAAAGGAGCUUGAUUUUGCCUGGUCCGCCCUCAUCGCAGCCUGCAUUGCAAACAUGUUCGCUGCCGUCAAGGGUAACGAAAACAAGAAGCUCAUGGAAACCGAUGGAUUGAAGGACCGAUUGGGAUCCGUCGGAAACCAGUUUGCCAUCACCAGCAUCCUGGCAUUCAUUUUGUCCCUCCCUAUUGUUGCCAUCAAGGAAGGAUCCCGAUUCGGUGACUUCAUUGAGGCCGCCAAGACCACCCCCGCCAUCUGGAAGAACUUGGUUGCCUCCGGUCUUUGGUUCUACGGAUACAACGAGUGUGCCACCCUGACCCUGAAGAAGACCGGUGCCGUCACGCAAUCCGUUGCCAACACCGCCAAGCGUGUCAUUGUUAUCGUUGGUGUUGCUCUUGUCCUCGGAGAAUCCCUCGACCCCAUCAAGUUGCUUGGAUGCUCCAUCGGAAUUGGAGGAGUCUUGUUGUACUCCAUCAUUGAUACCCUUGUUGCCAAGAAAUAAAUUCGGCGAAACAACAUGCAUGCAUACAUGUACAGCUAGAAGCAAGAAUUCUAUGCGAACUMCAGUAGUAGCUUUCUCGAGAGAUUGCUAUGGCCUGUUGGACUUACAUUUUUUUCCAAGCACGGGUCGAAAAGUCAGACCCGGCGAGCAACCCUGUUAUUAUUAUCAAUGUGAUAAUACAAGAAAAAGUGACGA